Melanaphis sacchari is the source of this 938-nucleotide messenger RNA. RefSeq names its product golgin subfamily A member 7. The record is from RefSeq and is a predicted model, not a curated record. Lineage: Eukaryota; Metazoa; Arthropoda; Insecta; Hemiptera; Aphididae. Gene Ontology annotation, biological process: protein targeting to membrane; peptidyl-L-cysteine S-palmitoylation. Gene Ontology annotation, cellular component: palmitoyltransferase complex. The transcript is spliced from 4 exons. Bases 247 to 696 code for a protein of 149 amino acids.
UCAAUUCCAAACAUCUAAUUUAUUCUUAAGAAAAUUAAUAUAUUUUGUGUUUAUUUUUAAAUCUUAAUUGUAUUUUUAGUUUGAGAAUAUCUAAAAAAUUACUGUAAGGUAUAUAAUUAAGUGUAUAACUUGUCUCAAUAUCGUUUAGUAUUUUUCUCUUUGAAAGUACUUAGUAGUUGGUGAAUAGUUAUAAGUGUUUUAUAGUUUGAAGCAUUGAUUUUGAAGUUAUAAAAUAUUAUAUACACUAUGUCUCCACCAACUAUAAGGUCAUCUCAAGGAAAUGCAGCUAGUCAAACACAAGGGCCUCAAUAUGCUAAAGUAUUUGUUCAACGAGACUAUUCAGAUGGCACAACUGUAAAAUUUAUGACAAGUUUUCCACAAGGACUUGAAAACAAGAUCGAGCGAUCGGUUUUUGAAUAUACAAUCAAUCAGUUGAAUACAUAUUUUGCCGAAGCUGAAAAAGCGUCAUGUAAGACUUACUGUGAAGGCUGUUUUGCAUGCUUCACCGUGUAUACAAUGUUUUUGUGUGCAGAUACACACUAUGAAAAAUGUUUACGCAAAGUUGGAAAAUUUAUAGUUGAACAGAAUGAAAUGGUUUAUUUACCAAGAGGUUUGCUGCUUACCAAUCCUGCUGAACGAGGGCUAAGAAUUAUUGAAAUAACUAUGUUAGAUCAACCUAUAGUAGCCAGAACAUGACUCACAUUAUCCGUUUCGACGGAAGAAUUCUUCAUGUGAAAAUUGGCGAAAAAUAUUUGUUGAGUGUAAUACAACUACUAUUACAAUAUUGAUGUCAUACAAACAAAAUGUCAACCUUUCAAUGGUAUUUCAUUUAAAUACUUUGAAUUUUGCAUUCUCAUGGUCUAUGAAAGAAAACUAUUGUUUUGUUAGUAUUAGUUAUUUUUGGUUUUGUGUGGAUUUGUUUAACUUUACUUACCUAA